This is a messenger RNA of Fraxinus pennsylvanica, 2193 nucleotides long. The record is from the annotation of a GenBank genome assembly. Lineage: Eukaryota; Viridiplantae; Streptophyta; Magnoliopsida; Lamiales; Oleaceae.
AUGCUUUUCCAAACCAAAUUUCCCACUUCUCAUCUCCCCACUUCAAUUUUCCCCAGAACCCAUUUUCCCAGGCCUUCAUUUCCACCCUUUAAACCAUUCACCUUGCAAUCCUUUAAGCCAUUAAGAACAAACCCAUGUCACAGAUUUUCAAUCCAGCCUUUGAAAUGCUCAGUUUCUGUAGUUGCUGAGCCAACAAACUUGGAAUUCACCAGCAAUCCCAAGCCUUUUCCUGCUGAGGUUUCGAGGACAAUUAUGAAAUUGUCUUCUGUGGGCACUUUUUCUUCUUUGAGUCAAGAGGGUUGGCCUCUGGGAUUUGGCGUUCGCUUUGCAGUUGACCUAAAUGGGACUCCACUAUUGUGCUUGAAUGAGUCAAGUAGGAAACUUUUCGUGGAUAAGAAGUGCAGUCUUCAUGUUCAGCUAGAGCAAUGUGAAUUGCGGACGCUACAAUGCACGAUACAUGGGAACCUUGAUAAACCAGGAGAUGGAAUGGCUUUGAAGAGGCUUUCUUCGGCGUGGAAGAAACGGUUUGGAGAAGAAGUGGAUGAAAAUAACAUAUAUGUAAUUGCCGUUGAACGGGCACUUCAGAUGGCUGAUUUUGCUGAGGAUGUUAUGUGGGUUACAUCAUCUGAAUAUGCAUCAGCUAAUCCAGAUCCACUUCGAGACUUUGCAAAGAAGAUUAUCGAUGUAAUAAAUGAACACAAUAUGGAGGAUGUUCAUCGCAUUUGCAACAUUUAUGUGAAUUUGGAUUUCCAGGUGUUAGAUGCCAAGAUGGUUUGGGUCGACCGGCUAGGUUUUGAUAUGCGCCUCAGAUCUACACAAAAUGAUGUAUUUGAGGUCCGAAUUCCUUUCCCUAGAGAAGUGACGGAUGAGAAGGCAGCAAAAUCAGCGUUCAAUGGUAUGUCUCAACUUGCUUGGGAAGUGGAAAAGAAUGUCCAAGUUCCAGAAUUCACAAAGGUGUUAGCAGGAGUGUUGACUGUGACAAUGUUCGUAAUGCUUGGCCACAUGAUCAAGCGCGACCACUUCGAUUCUUUUCAACCAACCGUUCACGAGACAAGAAGGGCUUCAGAGCAUGGUCUUGUUAGUGUUACAAAAGGGGGUGAGAGGACUUGGAAGGAGGAUGGUUUAACCCUAAAACCAUGUUGGGAUAAGCCAGUGUUGGAAGAAGCAGGCGAAGUGCACGGUUAUGUUACCUUCUCAUUAACAAACGGCCCUGAAUAUCAUGUCUCUCAGAUUGCUGAUGCAGUGGUAGUAGCGAGACAUCUGCGGGCAACUCUAGUACUUCCUGAUAUCAGGGGAAGCAAACCUGGCGAUAAGAGGAACUUUGAAGAUAUCUAUGAUGUCCAGAAGUUCAUUACAAGUCUUGAUGGUGUGGUGAAAGUUGUUAAGACCCAGCCUUCUGAUGUAUCAUCACGUAAUCUUGCAGUCGUAAGAGUCCCCAAUAGGGUUACUGAAAAUCACAUAGCUGAAAACAUCGAACCGAUUUUCAGAACUAAGGGAAACCUGAGGCUAGUGACUUACUUCCCUUCAGUAAAUAUGAAAAAGAAAGGAGAAAAGGCUAGAACCGAUUCUACUGCAUGCUUGGCAAUGUUUAGUACUCUUGAGCCACAAACGGAAGUUCUCGAAGUUGUCAACUCCAUGAUUGAUCGCCUGAGAACCUUAAGUCGGAAAUCAAAUGGACAGUUUGUGGCGGUUGAUCUAAGAGUCGAUAUACUGGAGAAAAAGAGUUGUCAUAAAAAUGGUGGUGCCCUUGGAUCAAAAAGCUGCUACAAUCCGCAAGAGGUAGCUCUCUUUUUGAGCAAGAUUGGCUUUAAUAAAGACACGACAGUGUAUGUGACUCAAUCAAAGUGGGAUAGCAGCCUCGAUGCCCUAAAGGACUUCUUCCCGAAAACUUAUACCAAGGAGGCUAUAAUGCCCAUGGAUAAAAAGGAUAAAUUCCUCAAUUCUGGCACUUCAGAAUUUGAAAAGGUAAUCGAUUUCUAUAUUUCUUCUGAGAGUGACAUUUUUGUACCAGCAAUCUCUGGCCUUUUUUACGCCAAUGUCGCUGGAAAGAGAAUUGCUUCUGGCAGGAAUCAGAUACUUGUUCCAGCGAACAUUCCAGGUUCUUCUGCUACCUCUGCAGAUUUCAUUUCUCAUUAUGUGUCGAAAAAGAACCAUUUUGCCUAUACGUGUUUCUGCUACUUCAUGUUGGAAUGA